AUGUUAGGACCCUUUUUGAAGCUGAAUAACGGCCUCAAGUGCCCUCAAUUCGCUUAUGGCUCUUAUAUGAUCAACCGUAGCAAAUGCUUUGACUCUGUGUAUGCUGCUUUACAAGCUGGCUAUCGUCAUGUCGACUCUGCCCAAAUGUACUUCAAUGAAGGAGAUUGUGGUAGAGCCAUCCUUCAAUUCAUGAAGGACACUGGCAUCAAGCGUGAAGAGGUAUGGUAUACCAGCAAACUAAACAACUUGGCUGGAUACAGUGCUACCCUCAAGAGCAUUGACAGCAGUGUGAAGGCUUGCGGUUUAGGAUACAUUGAUUUGUUCUUGCUCCAUUCCCCAUAUGGAGACCGUCUUGGCUCUUGGAAGGCUUUGGAAGAAGCUGUUGAAGCUGGCAAGAUUCGUGCAAUUGGUGUAUCCAACUUUGGCCCUCAUCACAUUCAACAAUUGUUGGAUCAUCAUCCCAAGAUUGUUCCCUGCGUCAACCAAAUUGAGCUUCACCCAUUCUGCUCUCAAAGCAAGGUGGUAGAAUACUGCCAGACAAAGGGUAUUGCUUUGGCUGCCUAUGCUCCCUUAGCCCACGGUGAAAAGUUUGGAAACAAGCAAUUGAUUGGCAUUGCCAAUAAAUACAAUAAGACCGAAGCACAAAUUAUGAUUCGCUUCCUUCUCCAACGUGGUUACAUCGUUCUUCCAAAGAGUUCUACUCCGGCUCGAAUUAAGGGCAAUGGUGAAGUGUUUGAUUUUGAGCUUUCCAAGGACGAAAUGCAUACCUUGUACAAUUUGGAUGAGGAUUAUCAUUCCGAUUGGAAUCCAUGCGUUUCUCCUCUUUAA
This is a messenger RNA of Schizosaccharomyces osmophilus, 828 nucleotides long. RefSeq names its product xylose and arabinose reductase. The record is from RefSeq and is a predicted model, not a curated record. The transcript has a single exon. Bases 1 to 828 code for a protein of 275 amino acids. Lineage: Eukaryota; Fungi; Ascomycota; Schizosaccharomycetes; Schizosaccharomycetales; Schizosaccharomycetaceae. Gene Ontology annotation, molecular function: oxidoreductase activity.